AUGCCCUCCUCCUCGACUCCCCAGAAGAAACGCGUCCUCGUCGUCGGUGCCGGCGCAGCGGGCAUGGCCUGCGCCGAACAGCUCUCCCGACACCCCGACAGGUUCGAUGUCACGCUCGUCGAGUCGCAGGACUAUUGUGGCGGUCAGGCGUUCUCGAUCGACUUGGACGAGAAGAAGUUUGGCGCGAAGUGGAUGAAUCAGGGUGUUCAGGGCGGCUCGUGGAUCUACCACCACACUUUCCACAUGUUCAAGCAGCAAGGCUACGAGGCAAAGCCUGUCGACCUUGAAGUCUCGUUCGGCGAGGGCGAGCACUUCUGGACCAACGUCUUCCCGACCGUUCUCGUCGAGAAGCACGCGAAGGAGAUCAAGCGCUUCAAGUACGCGCUCAAGAUCAUGCGCUGGUUCGAGCUCUUCUUCGCCAUCAUCCCCAUCAAGGUCUCGCUCAAGAUGUUCUUCUUCUCCGACGAGUUCAUCCACCGGAUGAUCUACCCCAGUCUCGCACUCUUCCUCGGGACCGGCAACGCGACCCCUGACCUUCCCACCAUCAUGCUCGAGCGUCUCUACACUUCGCCUACUUACGGAAUGUGGUAUCCCGCCGACGACAAGAGCCUCUCGAGCCACAAGCCGCCGAUGGUCGUCUUUCCGAACGAGACCGAGUUCUACACCAAGUGGCAGCACGACCUCGAGUCCCGCGGCGUCAACGUCCGCCUCAACACCGAAGUCACGUCCGUCAUCGAGCGCUCCUCGAAGCGAGUUCGUGUGACAGUUCGCGGUCGACGCCCGCAGCCUGAUCACCACAACCCCGUCAAUGGCGACCAGGACCUUCCGGAGAAAGAAGAGGAGUACGACGAGCUUGUUCUCUGCGUUCUAGCCGACACGGCCAAGAUCCUCCUCGGCAAGAAGGCGAGGUGGAUCGAGAAGCGCAUCUUGGGCGUCCCGAAGUGGUCCGACGACGUCACCGUCACGCACCACGACCUCGACUACAUCCGCAAGUGGUACGAAGUCGAGUUCCCGCCCGAGUUGGCGGUCAAGAAGCUUGGAAACCGCGACGAGACGGACCGGUACGAGGCGGGCAAGAAGGCUUUCAAUCCGAUGUACUUGAUCAAGGAGUGCCCGGGCGACCCUCGCAAGCUCGAGAUGUGCUUCGACUGCAGCGCGUUCCAGUUCCAGCUCGACCAGGACAAGCCGCUCGAAGACCACGUUUUCCAGACCAUCUUCCUCAACACGAAACACAAGAAGUACUGGUCGAUGGACGAAAUCAAGAAGGACAAGAUCAUCCGCAUCGACUGGUGGCACCAACUCUGCCACGGCUGGAGACACUACGCCGGCUGCGUUCCCUGGAUGUGGCUCCUCCAGGGCAAGAAGCGCGUGCGCUUUGCAGCAGCAUGGACUUUGGUUAACGCGCACGAGCUCGCCUGCAUCUCCGGCAUGGCAGCUGCUUACUCGCUCGGCGCUUCGUACCCCGAAGAACUUGAGCAGGACGACUUUGCGCUCCUUUGCUUCCGCCUUUACCUCCUCCUCGAUUACCAGAAGUGGUACAAGAAGGGCAGCAACAGGGCGUAG
Molecule: messenger RNA, 1563 nt
Organism: Rhodotorula toruloides NP11
Lineage: Eukaryota; Fungi; Basidiomycota; Microbotryomycetes; Sporidiobolales; Sporidiobolaceae
Product: FAD dependent oxidoreductase
Exons: 13
Coding region: 1-1563 (520 amino acids)
Molecular function (GO): oxidoreductase activity
Source: RefSeq, a predicted model, not a curated record